Theobroma cacao (cacao) is the source of this 1565-nucleotide messenger RNA. RefSeq names its product serine/threonine-protein kinase 54-like. The record is from RefSeq and is a predicted model, not a curated record. Gene Ontology annotation, biological process: protein phosphorylation. Lineage: Eukaryota; Viridiplantae; Streptophyta; Magnoliopsida; Malvales; Malvaceae. Gene Ontology annotation, molecular function: ATP binding; protein serine/threonine kinase activity. Gene Ontology annotation, cellular component: plasma membrane.
GCAAAACCACUAAAUUUGAUUUAUUUCCGUACAAGCAUAUACACACGUGGUUGUCAAUUGUCAUAGAUGAAGUUAAACUCUUGGAAAGCAUAGCUGUUGUAUUAAAAGGAAGCAGAAAUUGACUAGAACUCGGAAAUCUAACUUCUCCAGAGUUUCCUUUCGCUAUAAAUAUCAAGUAGAUUGGCCUUUGCUAACUUUCUACCUUUUGAGUGAAUCCAUCGUUGAGGAAAAAACUGUGUGGAACUCAUGGGGCACGAAAUCACAGAGAUAGAUGAAGGUGAAGGGUGUUGGAGAGCAAUUAAAAAGAAGGAUUUGGAGAAAAUGGAUGAGCAACUUGAUCUCCUGUGGGCAAUGCGGGAUCUUAAAGGUAGAGAAAAGAUGGGAGUCUCAAACCAACAAGAAUGGGAACUUAAAGCAAGAGAAAAGGUGGGAGUCUCAAACCAACAAGAAUGGGAAAUUAAUCUCAACGAGAUUAUUUUCAAAGAAUUGCUAGACAAAGACACUUGUGCAGAAGUUUACAAGGGAGUUUAUAACAGUCAAGACGUUAUAGUGACGGUGUUUGAACGGAGAGAAAAGGUCCAAAAGCUGCCAAGCAGUGAAGAAAACAAUUUGCCUGCCUGCAGGAGCCCUUUUAGGGAGAAGGUUUCUUUUUGGUACAAGAUUGAUCAUCCUAAUAUUCUCAAGCUGAUAGGUGCCAAAAUUGAUGAACCAGAAUUUACAUUACGAGCGGAUAAUGAGGAAGUUCGCCUGUUAAGAAACCUGAGUUAUCUUGUAGUUGAGUAUCGAUGCGGGGAUACUCUUAGAUCAUUCCUUUCAAAGAAUCGAGAAAAGAAGCUAGAUUUCACGAUUGUCAUUCAACUGGCACUUCAUCUUGCAAGAGGGUUGGCUUACCUUCACUCAAGGCAACUCAUCCAUGGAAAUGUCAAACCAGAAAACUUGCUUCUUGAUAGAAAUUUCAAGUUGACAAUAACCGAAUUUGAAACAUCUAAUAUGGCAAUUUCAAAUCAUCAGGAGUUGGCAGGCGACAGGCAGACAAUUACUUACAUGGCUCCUGAGGUCAUCGAUUCUAAACCAUACGACAGAAAAUGCGACGUCUAUAGUUUUGGAAUUUGUUUAUGGGAAAUCUAUUGCCGUGACGUGCUUUAUCCCGAUCUUAGUUUUUCUGAAUUGAGUUUAGCUAUUUUUGAUCAGAACCUGAGACCCGAAAUACCCAAGCACUGUCCAAAAGCUCUAGCAAAUGUGAUGCAGCAGUGUUGGGAUACAGAUGCUAGUAAAAGACCAGAGAUGGAACAAGUGGUUUUGAUGCUGGAGGCCCUUGACACACCAAAGGGUAAAAAGAUUAAGUUUCCUGAUGCGCAGAGCUGUUUUUGCUUUCGCAAAUGAGGAAACGUUGUGAAACGAGCAAAUUCCAGUACUCAUCAUUAAAAUCACUAAUGCAUAAUGUUAAAUUGUCAUCAUUAUAGACCUUAGAUUUUGGAGCAAUAUGCUGCUUUUGUAAACCAGCAUUCAGGUAUGAAACCAGUAGCAAUCCAUUUCUAUUUUGUACAAGAAGCAUAGAUAUAUUA